Castor canadensis (American beaver) is the source of this 2901-nucleotide messenger RNA. The record is from RefSeq and is a predicted model, not a curated record. Lineage: Eukaryota; Metazoa; Chordata; Mammalia; Rodentia; Castoridae.
CGGAGGCUCAUAAGCGGUAUCCCGGGGCUGCUGAGUAGAGUCCGGCUUACCUGUCGCGGGGAAGCGUACUUGAGUAGGACCACGGAGUGCGCUGAGGUGGGAUCCUACCUGGAGCACCUCCCUGCAAGGACGCUCCUAAUGAGCACCGUGCGUCCUGACGUCCCGGCAGCGUUCACUCCUGAGGACGUUAGUGUUCCUUGGUGUGCCACCUUCCCCAGCUGGUGGCCUCGUGGAGUGGAGUGGAGUGGCGGAGGGCCUGGCGGUGCCACAGGCAUGGAGAAGUUUCACGCUUUUUAAUUUACGUCUUUUGAGGGGAGGCCAUCGGGAGGAACCUAGGAGCAGUGAAUCAGCAGCUCGAGUUUCUUGAGUCUUUGGUAACAGGGAAGGUUACCCAGAGACACGUGCUCGGUUAAAAAUCCUGUUUCAGCGUCUUUCCAAGUCCAGGCGACUCGUUUCCUAUUUUUCUCACCAGUAGAGUUGCGCAGGUGAAGUUGGGCGGGUAGAUCCUUUUGCUGUGUGUCGACUUGUCAUUUUGUUGGUUUGUAGUUACACUAGUCUUUUUGAUAGCAGAGAUGAUUGAAUGUGAAUUACAAAGAUUUGCUAAGAAUUCUGUUUAAUACAAAGCAGAAUUAUUAAUGAAAAGUAUGAAACAAACUUAUUACUUAAUAUUAUUGAAUAUAAGUUUAAUAUUCAUUAGGUUGUAAUUCAUUAAUUUGAUCGAGUUUAUUUUUAAAUAUAUUUGACCCUGAAUUUUACAAAAUGUUACUUUUCUUCCUAGAAUAAAGCUUCAGGAGGUACCUCCUCCUCCUUUCUUCCUUCUUCCUUUUCCACCUUCUUCAUUCUUCUUGCGCUGGUGCUGGAACCCAGGUCUCAUGCAUGAUAGGCAAGACUUUAUCCCUGAGCUGUAUCGAUAACUUUUCUUUUCUUUCUUUUUUUUUUUUCGUUUGUGGUGCUUGGGACCAAGUUAGGUUAAAAUGAACAUUGCAGAAAUCCUUCUUAAGGAAAUAGAGUGGUUUUAAAAAAAGAAGAAGAAUGUAACAUGAGGGUCAAGAAAAGGGGUGUGGAGUAGUUUUGUUCUCUUCACCUUGCAAACAAGUGUCCUUAGAGAUUGAGAGUAAAGGAAGUGAGAUGUUUUCAUUCAAGUAAUGGAGUCUCACAAAUUAAAAAGAACAUUUUCUUUUCUUUUGGAUUAUGCUCUAAAUUGAAGACUAAUUUCAUAUUUCCUUCUUGUUUUUAGAUAGUGAAUUCCUAAGAAGAAAACAAUGAAUUGCAUAUUAGUUGCUCUCUAACUGUUUGGAUUCAGCAGUGUACAAGUGUGUGUCACAAAGGCCAAAGAAGAUGGCAACUCCUUAUGUCCCAGUUCCUAUGUCAAUAGGAAACUCUGCUUCCAGUUUUACAACCAGCAGAAAUCAGAGGAGUUCUUCUUUUGGCAGUGUCUCAACAAGCUCAAACUCUUCCAAAGGCCAGUUAGAAGACUCAAAUAUGAGUCAUUUGAGACAGACAAGUGUUCCUGAUCAGAUGGAUAGUACUUCAUCUGUCUGUAGCAGUCCUCUCAUUAGGACUAAAUUUACAGGUACAGAUUCAUCCAUCGAGUAUUCUACUAGACCAAGAGAAACUGAAGAACAAAAUCCUGAAACAGUGAAUUGGGAAGAUAGACCUUCUACACCUACUAUACUGGGUUAUGAGGUGAUGGAAGAAAGAGCCAAAUUCACUGUAUAUAAAAUAUUAGUAAAGAAAACCCCAGAAGAAAGCUGGGUAGUUUUCAGAAGAUACACUGACUUCUCUAGGCUUAAUGACAAAUUAAAAGAAAUGUUUCCAGGCUUUCGAUUAGCACUUCCACCAAAACGCUGGUUUAAAGAUAAUUACAAUGCCGACUUUUUAGAAGAUAGACAAUUAGGAUUACAAGCAUUUCUUCAGAAUUUAGUAGCUCACAAGGACAUUGCUAACUGCCUUGCAGUGAGAGAAUUUCUUUGUCUGGAUGAUCCACCAGGUCCAUUUGAUAGCCUAGAAGAAAGCAGGGCUUUCUGUGAAACUUUGGAAGAGACUAAUUACCAUUUGCAGAAAGAACUACUUGAAAAACAAAAAGAGGUGGAAUCAUUGAAGAAACUCCUCAAUGAAAAGCAGCUUCUCAUAGACACGUUAGAGAACAGAAUCAGAACAUUGUCUUUAGAACCGAAAGAAUCAUUAUAUGUGUCAGGAACAGAUGGUGGACAGCUCCUAAGGGUGGAAUCCUCUACACUUGAGGUUGAUCACGGUGUCUUGGAUGAAGAAUCUAGAGCUAAUAGUAAAGCACACUUAAAUCCUAGUGAACCUGAAAGUGCUACACCAGAGAUAGAAGUAGCAGAAUUGGCAUAUAAUGGUGAAGAAGACUAACACAAGCAGUUUCCUCCAUCGUGAUGUUUCAGCAAAUUUGGAAUAGAGUGGCACAUACUCUUUAAAAAGAAAAAGGACUGUGAAAACACUUCCAGAAAUAAGCAAGAAUGCACAUGUAUAAAGUUUACAUAAAGAAAAAUUUUCUAAAUUAUUGAUAUAGGAAAUAUAUUCAUUGCUGCUUUUAAUUGUCUUCCAUCUAGCCUUGUAUUUAAUACAGUGAAGAAAACUCUAGUUAGAAUUCUGUUAUCGAGUCCCACAUUGUUAAGUACUAUGCAUAAAUUAUUACCAUGUUUUGCCCUGUAUAUUGCUCCAAACUCGUAUGUGUGUGUGCAUUUUAAAACAUCAUUUUAGUCAAAUGAAAAUUAAUUGCAUGUUUCUAUCUGAGUAUAGAUAUUUUUUGUAUCUCUGACAUGACAUUUUCAUUAGUGGUUUAAGUCAAUGAACAUUAUAGUAAAGAUAAAGAUCCUGAGUUUUAAAUGCUGACAUGUUUAUCGUCUCUAAAUAAAAAUUGCUUAUUUGCAAUGUUAA